AUGACAGAAAUUGUGAACAUAUUUUUUCUGCCUAAUCAGAACCAUGAUGUUGACAAGAAGGAGAUGAGGGACCACAUCGAGGGCAUCCGGGACCUCCUCCUGCAGCGCUCCCCGGGUAGCCCGGCGACAUACGGAGGCGACAGGUCCGUGGAGGAAUGCGAGGAUCGCGAGGCCAAAGAGCAACUCGACAUUGCCUGCUUCAACCUCGCCUACCUGGAGCUGAAAGCCACAGGACUGGAACUCCUGAGAGGUCAACUGGUGGGCGGGAUCGCAGACCUGGAGAAGCGAUUCGUCGACGAGCCUACCCACCUCGGGGCUGGCGACGCUGAGUUUGUCAAUUUCAUUGAGGUCCCGAUGUAUGCAGAUGAGGCGCCACCUCCCCAAGCGAGCCAUGACUUCUACUGCUGA
Messenger RNA from Miscanthus lutarioriparius, 408 nucleotides. NCBI's taxonomy places the organism in Eukaryota, Viridiplantae, Streptophyta, Magnoliopsida, Poales, Poaceae. The record is from the annotation of a GenBank genome assembly.